CCUUGUUAAUUACCGGAGAAACCAACCAGGGAGCUGCGCCUGGGAUUUGCCCGACUGCAGUGGCCCCAGGUUCGCGUUUCUCCUUUAUCUCUCCCGCUGCUGUCUAGUAGGUGCACUGCUGGCCUGUUCGCAGGAUGGACAUGAUGGACGGCUGCCAGUUCUCACCUUCUGAGUACUUUUACGAUGGUUCCUGUAUCCCGUCCCCUGAGGGUGAGUUUGGGGAUGAGUUCGAGUCACGAAUGGGUGCCUUCGGGGCGCACAAAGCAGAGCUGCAGGGCUCAGACGAGGACGAGCACGUGCGAGCGCCUACCGGCCACCACCAGGCUGGUCACUGCCUCAUGUGGGCCUGCAAAGCGUGCAAGAGGAAGUCCACCACCAUGGAUCGGCGGAAGGCAGCCACGAUGCGUGAGCGGAGACGCCUGAAGAAGGUCAACCAGGCUUUCGAGACACUCAAGAGAUGCACCACGACUAACCCCAACCAGAGGCUACCCAAGGUGGAGAUCCUCAGAAAUGCCAUCCGCUACAUCGAGAGCUUGCAGGAGCUGUUGAGGGAACAGGUGGAGAACUACUACAGCCUGCCGGGACAGAGCUGCUCAGAGCCCACCAGCCCCACCUCCAACUGCUCAGAUGGCAUGCCUGAAUGUAAUAGUCCUGUCUGGUCCAGAAAGAGCAGCAGUUUUGACACUGUCUACUGUCCCGAUGUGUCAAAUGUAUAUACUACAGAUAAAAGCUCCUUAUCCAGCUUGGAUUGCUUGUCCAGCAUUGUGGAUCGGAUCACCUCCUCAGAGCAACCUGGGUUGCCUUUCCAGGACCCAGCCUCUCUCUCUCCAGUUGUCAGCACUGAUUUGCAGCCUGCAACUCCAGGGGCUUCUAGUUCCAGGCUUAUCUAUCACGUGCUAUGAACUAAAUACCUAGUCUGAAUCAGUUUUGCCAGGAGGGCCCAUUA
Messenger RNA from Urocitellus parryii (Arctic ground squirrel), 946 nucleotides. It is a transcript of the gene Myf5, whose product is annotated as myogenic factor 5. Gene Ontology annotation, molecular function: protein dimerization activity; DNA-binding transcription factor activity, RNA polymerase II-specific; RNA polymerase II cis-regulatory region sequence-specific DNA binding. Gene Ontology annotation, biological process: positive regulation of skeletal muscle fiber development; muscle organ development; positive regulation of myoblast differentiation. NCBI's taxonomy places the organism in Eukaryota, Metazoa, Chordata, Mammalia, Rodentia, Sciuridae. The record is from RefSeq and is a predicted model, not a curated record.